UAUUGGGUCCCUUGCAGGAAGCUGCUCGCCAGACUUUUCGUCAAAAUAUGUCCUAGCAAUGUCAAGCUCUGAGAGAUUCGUUUUCACGGCGUCCUUGGUUAACUCUUUCGUGGUCUGCCGUCCAAAGGAGCCCCCCUUUGUUGCCCACCCUCACUAGCACGCUGCCUGCUCUGACCCGGACUGCAGUGUCCAAAACAACUGUGGUUCCGUGCCAAACACGGCCAUACCCGGGACAAUGAACCAGCACCAGCCGUUGCAGCCGCAAGAAGCAAUGGCUCAGCCUCGAUACCAAUACCACCAGGGAAUACUGAACUGGGACGUGCCACACUUGAUUCCGGUCCGGGUGCCGCAGGUCAGUGCGUGCCCUUACAGCGCGUCAAACAGAAAAGACAACUCCUCCUAUUUGCUUCUGGAACCUAACAACCACUCAAAACCGUCACCGGACGUGUCUGUCUUCACCAGACUAAUGUCAGAGAUGGGCUCCAUGACGGGCGGUUCUGGUCCAAUUCAAGGCUACUUCCGCCCGGAGCAGUCAUACUCGGGGAUCAAAGUCCAGGAGUACAAUAACAGCGUGCACAGCUUGCCCACGACCAAUCCACCGCGCUCUCCCCACUCAGACUCGCGCCAUUUGUGCAACUUGAGCUUCCCGGUGCUGCCAUAUCCAGACACUGACAUCAAGCGCGUUAUUGAUGACUUAGCGCUGGGCAGCAGUGAGUGUCAAGCCCAGAGAAGCGAUAGCAGCAGCAUCAUCCUGGCCAGUCAGACCAACACGGGAGACUUAGUCAUAGGUUUACGGCGAGACAAGCCCUCAUCAGUCUUACCCGAGGGCGAUAAAAGUCCCAGACAGGAGACGCAAGAGGAUGCAACAUUCGAAAAUGAUGCGUCCUGUGGAUGGCUGUGGGCGAAGGCGGGGAGGAAGAAGCGCUGUCCUUACAGCAAAUACCAAACCCUGGAGCUGGAAAAAGAGUUCCUCUUCAACGUGUAUCUGACUCGCGAUCGCCGCCUGGAGAUCGCUCGCAGUGUCAACCUCACUGACCGUCAAGUCAAAAUCUGGUUCCAGAACCGCCGCAUGAAGAUGAAGAAGAUGACACGGGAACACAGAACCAGGGACACGGUCACACAUUUCCCCAUCUGAUUCCUCACAAACAUGGUGCGCAGCGACAGGCCUACAUGGACAUGACUGAGUGCAGGAGCACGGGAUGAUGCAAAGUCAAUAAUAGGAUGGACCAUAUACUGAAGGAUGUGGCGAUAGAAGGUUCUGAUUUGAAGGAUGUGGAGAUAGAAGGUUCUGAUCUGAAGGAUGUGGAGAUAGAGGUUCUGAUCUGAAGGAUGUGGAGAUAGAGGUUCUGAUCUGAAGGAUGUGGAGAUAGAGGUUCUGAUUUGAAGGAUGUGGAGAUAGAAGGUUCUGAUCUGAAGGAUGUGGAGAUAGAGGUUCUGAUCUGAAGGAUAUGGAGAUAGAGGUUCUGAUCUGAAGGAUGUGGAGAUAGAGGUUCUGAUCUGAAGGAUGUGGAGAUAGAAGGUUCUGAUCUGAAGGAUGUGGAGAUAGAAGGUUCUGAUCUGAAGGAUGUGGAGAUAGAGGUUCUGAUCUGAAGGAUGUGGAGAUAGAGGUUCUGAUCUGAAGGAUGUGGAGAUAGAGGUUCUGAUCUGAAGGAUGUGGAGAUAGAGGUUCUGAUCUGAAGGAUGUGGAGAUAGAGGUUCUGAUCUGAAGGAUGUGGAGAUAGAGGUUCUGAUCUGAAGGGUGUGGAGUUAGAGGUUUUGAUCUGAAGGGUGUGGAGAUAGAGGUUCUGAUCUGAAGGAUGUGGAGAUAGAAGGUUCUGAUCUGAAGGAUAUGCUGGAUGAAAGUACUAUCUAUGUCCUAUACAGUUUGCAUGAGGAUAUGGUGGCUCCUACCGGUUACAAUUGAGUUUUUCCAUGAAGGAGAAAUAUCGGGAAGCUUUUUCUUUCUCCAUACCCCUGUCCCGCAACACCCUUCAUAAAAGCACUUUAUUUGAUCAUUAUUUAAACAACUGUCUUGUAGUUGUUUCUUGAUAGUUCAUUGGAAUGAUUGCAACGUUGCUUAAUAAUUGGUAUUUUUGCCAGACAUAGGCUACCGUCUUGAAUCGAAAACUAUUGCUUACAGUUCAUGCAUGCUAGGCUAUGGGAAGCCAAUUUAAAAGGAUUACUUUAUUUAUGACGUGAGCACUAUUUUAUUUAUUUUCGGACGUAAUGUAUUUGUAAGCGCUAAAAAAUGUGCACCAAUAAGCACAAUAUUUUGAACUUCAAUUUUGUAAAAUAGGAAGGAUUUAAAACAUUAUUUCUUGUUUAUACGGAGUCCCUUUUCAGCUUGACUUGAAACAAAGGAUGUGUUGAUUACAAUAAUGAAUGAUUUGAUUAUAAAAUGUUUUCUAAAUGAGAGCAUUUGAAUUAAAGGUUACGCUUUCUAUGAUAUAGCGAAACAGGUUCCUACGCACAUGAGCCCACCACGUUCCAUCAGGCAAGCCUGGGAAAUAAUAUAUAUUUUUGUCUUGUAUUGUAAAUUUCUAAGAUAAUAUUUGUUUUGAUAUAGUUUCGCCUAUCACUUCUGCUUGAAUAAAUAUUCCCCAGUUCCUAUAUUUCUUAAUUUGCAACUUCGAUAUGUAUAGAUAGAUGGAGAAAAACAUACAGAAUAUUUUGUUUUGGGUACAUCCCAUUGCAACAACUUCUAGUUCUAGACAACCUAUUACCACCCUUAGCCCAUUCCUCUUCCUAGGAGCCUACUCCUACAUGGUCAUAUGAGCUCCAGUAAUGUGAUUAUUCUUCCUGUAGUGAUGAUUGUAAUUGCUGUAACUAUGAUUAUUAGGCUAGUAUGUGUGGUUUGCAGUAGCGUAGUUGUAUGCUGUAAUUUCCUUAUCAUAACAAGCAAUGCCAAUGCAUAUAUUUGGUUUAUACAAGGUCUAUUUUAAAACAAUUUAAUCUGAUUUAGAAGUGAUUCCUUGUAAAAACGAAUAACAUACAUAAUAUACUUUGUCAAGGUUAGCCUACAUCUAUCGUAUCCCUUUAACUUUAUUUACCUUGUUCACUACCUAGCUGCGUUCAGUGGCCACCAUUGUUUUCUAGCCUACCUUCUGAAUUCAAAAUAUGUAUAUAUCUUUUUUUCAAAAGCCAAGUGGCAGAUGCCAGAGUUUCCGCUGCUGAUUUGAGGGUUGUUAGCCAACGUCUUUAACGUCCUCUGGGAACAGUGUAGGUCUACAUGCAUUCCACAUAGAAUUUCCUCUUCUUUUUCUUCUUCCAGAUUGUUAGAGAUUGGUCGAGCUGGAAUUAUGAUCUGGUCUGUGACAUUUAUAGCCUUUUUACCACAUCAUCAUGAUAACCACUGCACGUUAAAAAAAAGUAAUAACGUGCGCGUAUUUAGUGUGUGCAUAUGAUUAUUUAAUCCCCAUUGAUUCCGUUUGUAUCCAGAUUUAUGGAUUCAUUCGACGUUAUUGACGUUAUCUAUCGUUUCAUUCUGCAUGGACUUUUUCUGAUAUUGUUUGAAUAGGAAGAUUUGAUGGAAAACACAUGGCGCAACUUCCCCACACUGGAUACUGGAUAUUGGCCUUUUGUCUGUUGGCCUUUUGUCUUAAAAGGAGACUGUGUAGCGUCUCCUGCUAGCAUCGCCAUAUUGAGGAGCGCACGAUUUUAGUGACGCUGUCUGGGGCAUCCAGGUUUUAUCAGGGGCAAUUGACAGGGCAUUUAUUGUAGACUCAGGAAGUCCGGGUAGCGGAUGUGUCCCAGGGAUUAUAGUACUGUACUUUUCACUACAAUAGUAUUGCCUGCUAUUGUGGUUAACAAAGACGUCUUAACGUGCGUUAUAGGCCUUUAUGUGCAUGAUUGAAAUGGCAUGGGCAUGCUACUUCCUCUCAUAUUCUUCAUUCCUACUGUAUUGCAGUUUGUAUCUUGUCUCGUUUUAUAACUGCUGAUCACUUUAGUAGGGUAGUAUAUAUGGAAUAAAGGCUACAUUUAAAAAAAAAAAUGUUAUUCAUGUAGCGGAACCAAGAAUAACGUUUAUGGAUGGUCACCCACGUUUAAAAGGCAAUGAGAACUUGUCCAGUGGCUCAAUCAGGUUCUCUGAAGGUCUUUGAAGAGAAUAUGAGACAAAGCUGUUGUGUGAUUUAGGUAGUUUCAAGUUGUUGGGCUGGACGCGUAUCACAGGAACCUGAAACUACCUGAAUUACUCCAGUACUGCACAUCAACGCUCGUGCGUAAUGGACGAAUGCAACAACAACGAGAAUGAGCCGUUUCCACAUGUCUGCGCACUACCCUCCAUUUUGUUAUUGCACACUAAAAAUGGAUUCAAUAUUAUCUAGAAAAGUUGUUAUUGUUGGCAUGUACUUCACUCCCAAGAGUCAACUUAUUGCUCAUGGGCUUGUGGGGAGUUAAACGGCUAAUUUAAGCCUCCCCCAAAAUACCUGUGUACACCUGGGUGUGAUGAACGCUUCUUCUAAUAUAAUACAUUGUAUGAAGUACAGCAUGCCCAGAUGCCGUAAAUUAUCUACAUUAAAAACACCAGCACCGGGCUCUACCUCAUACUCACACCAGCUUGUUUUUACUUUGCGUCAGGGGCAAUGCUCAUAUGUAAUUUGCAGGCAAUUUAAUAGCACAUUAACAUUUACCGUCUACAAUACAUUUUCUAACUUCUAUCUUGUUUCAACUUUGUAAUACAAGACAAAUAUCAUUCACCAUUUUUUUGUUCUAAUUUUCUGCAUUGUGAUCACGAACUUUUCAAUAAACUUCAAUGAACAAA
Salmo salar (Atlantic salmon) is the source of this 4741-nucleotide messenger RNA. Its product is annotated as homeobox protein Hox-B10a. Gene Ontology annotation, molecular function: RNA polymerase II cis-regulatory region sequence-specific DNA binding; DNA-binding transcription factor activity, RNA polymerase II-specific. Gene Ontology annotation, cellular component: nucleus. Gene Ontology annotation, biological process: regulation of transcription by RNA polymerase II. The record is from RefSeq and is a predicted model, not a curated record. NCBI's taxonomy places the organism in Eukaryota, Metazoa, Chordata, Actinopteri, Salmoniformes, Salmonidae.